GUUUCAGGGAAGGUCACAUAUUUUGCACCACACUUGCACCAAUACGCUUGUGGAGCGCUGUGAGAACUGAAUUUAGCCAAAGCCGCCUCUAUUAAUCUUGGUGUGGUAGUUGUUAAUCCUCUUUUGGUCAGCAGAGGGUCAACGUUUAGAAUUUGAUCUCUUCUUAAUCGUGGCAGCAGUUACGUCCAUCCAAGUGGACAGAAGGGUAGGAUAGCAGGGCCACUUGACGGAAAAUAAGAAAGAAACACAGAUGCCCUCAUUUUGUUAAGAUGUGUUCAGAACUUUAGGGGAUGUUUCUAUUGAUGUCGAUAUCUCCGUGAAGGAACCUCUUCUAUGUCAAACGCUUCAAUGGCCAAACACUGUCCCCUUAUGCUUGGUCUACCGGUGGAUUAACCCCUGUAAAGUGACUUGAAACGACUAACUAUAAACGGGGAUUUGAGUGUCAAAAGAUAAUCUGUGCGGGACUGAGUGAUACACGCAUCGUCCCAACGUAGAGAGAAAAACCUGAGAAUGGGGAGAUUGGUGCGGUUGUCGAAAGAUGUUGUUGUCGCUUGUGGCUGGAGGCUGCUGUUGAUGAUGUUGUUGCUGGCGGUGGAUAAAGAGAAUGAAGGGGGCGCCAUGUUACUCCAGCCUUCACCCUUUGCCCGGGGAGCAAGACAGAGCCUGCUCAACGACAACUUGCUUGGCGGAGUGGCCUCCCCUCGAAACUCCUUCGGCUUCGCGGAUUUCCGAAAUGGCGGCACUGCCGGAGGGCUUGGUUUAGGGGUGGCUGCUUAUCCUGCGGGAAGACGCCACAGUCCCUUUCCAUUCCAAGGUCAGUUUAAUCCAGGUUCUGGUUCCUUCCCACAACAAGGGUCAAGUUCUGGCUUUGGACGAAAUCCCUUUGGAGAAUCCAGAAUAGGUACACCCCCAGACCAAAGCCGCACCAGCGCCUUCAAGAACCUUUUCGGGGAGGACAUAGGCCAAUCAGGAGGCAUCUACGGAUCCUUUGGAAGACCUCAGGAUUCACAGCAGCAAGGCCACGGGUUUUCCUCCUCCAAUUUCCCUUUCGCCUCCCCUUCUUCCUCCUCCUCCACCUCCUCCUCUUCCCUCUUCGCCUCCCCCUCCUCCUCCUCCCCCUUCGCCUCCCCCUCCGGCUCUCCGUCUCCCUCCUCUCCCUCAAAAGACAAUGUAAGAGGUUCUGCUGCUCGCGCCAUAAGCGGACUGGCCAGGAAUCGUUCACAGAAGAAUCUACUUCUGAAUGAAGUCGGGAAAUCGGGGAGGUCGGACCCCAGUGUGUACAGACGCCACCCGUUCUCGUCUCUCCGACUCUCUCCGCUGACACAGGUGUCCGGUGUGGCUGUGGCGAGCCCGACUGGACAGUCUCCCUUCUACAACCAGGGCGACUUUGGAGAGAGGCCAGGCUCCAGUGUUGAAAACAGAGCACUCAACUAUCGACAUAGGGACCCGUUCGAGCGACCAAUCAGCAGGUCGGUAUUCCCCCUACCUAGCGUCAACGAACCAAUCAAGCUCGACCUCGCCAAGGAUGAACAGAAACGCGUUCACUUCGCUAAAAAGAACAAUAAGUUGCCGCCUGCUCGGAAGUUGACAGACAAUGAUGACGGAAGGAACGUCGAAAGGCCAAGUUUGAUCACAAACGGACCAAGUUUGAUUGCCUCCCCUGGAAAUGGGAACUGGCAGAAGGUGCCGGCCGUCCCCAGCUUACCCAAAGUCCAACUGCCAGAAAAACCAUUAGAAACAAAUCCGAUUAUCGGGAACAAAAGUGUUUCUAACACUAGAACACCUAAAGACAAUGUUGUUUCUGGGCCAAUUUCGGGUUUAAAAGAAACCGUGGAAAAGGAUAUUCCAGAACUGCACACAAAGAUCUCAAAUGAGUUUAAUCAGGAAGAGGAACGAAAGGAUCAAAAGAGCGAGACGCGACCAACUGAUGUUAUUGAAUCAGUUCCAGGGAAAUACUUAAAAGCUGAAUCGGAGAGUGGAAGAAACGAAAAGGAAGCCGACAUUGGCACCGAUGUAAUAUUCCUGGACUCUCAAGGCACUGGAAUUAUUUCAGGAACACGUGAAACAGGUGAAUCAACCUCCAGAGAGAAACCCCAAGCUAGCUCUGAAGAAAAUAAUGCUGAUUCAGCUAUAAAGUCCCCUGAUCUAAAUAGUUUUCAACGUGGGCAGACUGGUAACGGGAAGUCUGAUCCAACCCCUAAAGGAAAUUAUGACAUCACUGUUUUGACUGACGAAGAGAUCACCAAGCAAGCAGGCGAUGUAGCAACCACCUCCCUAAAUAGCCCUCAGCUGUCUGGAAAGGAUGACGUCACCCCUGGAGAUUUGCCCGCCACAAAACGUGUGGUUGAGCUCACGAUAAAAGACGGGACAGAAGAAGUGGUGUCCAAGAAGCGCCGUCUACCUACUGAUCAUGUUGGGUUUAUACUUACCGAUGACUUAUACGACGACACGGAUGAUAACAAAGAUGAUGGCCUUAAUAACAAUUAUGAGGACUUUGAUGAUUUUGAUGACGAUGUUGGUAGUUAUGACAUCAGUAAGGAUGCAGACUCCAAAGACAGUGAAAAUACAGCAUUUGGAGACAUAAAUACAGGGGCUUCGAGUACUAUUCCCUCACCACUCACUGUUGGGUCGCCCUUAACAACAUACCCUGACCAGGACAGCAGAGUAGGAAAGACUGCAUCAGAAUAUGAUUCGUCUUCUCCAAACCUGGAGGAACGUCCCGCGGUAGGCUCGGGCUACAUGGUAUAUGGUUUGGAUGAAGAUCCAGACUUUAAAGAAGGGCAUAGAGAGAAAGAUGAAUUUGUGUAUCCAGAUUUUUCUGAACCUUCAAACCAAAACAACAAUGAUGUAUCUGCAAGCAACCAGCAGGGUCAGGAUUUGGGUAAAGACGACGAAAGCCCUAAUGAUUCUAUGAUCGAAAAAGCGAUGAAAAAUGCGCACAUAGAAGAAGAGCACGUUAACCUAGACAAUUUGAAGGAUUAUCAAAAAGAUUUUGUUGAUGACGAUAACGAUGGCGUCGAUGAAGGGGGUACAAACGGCGAUGGAGUCACAGAUUUUAACGAUUACAACUUCGACACAUUCGGUGAGAAAGAUUACAUUUUUGGCAAUUACGAUAAUGACGAUGAUGAAUACAGCAUAAACACUGACCCAGAUGCCUUGAACUUUGAUCUUCUCAACGCUGGGGAAGGUAAUAUUAACAUCAAGAGAUCAAGCAAAGCUUUUAAACCGGAGUCCAAAACGGUCAGAAAUUUGAACGAUGGGUCGCAAGAUGGGCUGACUUCAUCCAACAAAGCACUGGGUUCCAGAGACACUGCGUACACUGUACCUCGGAAUAACAGAGACCCUACAAAUUCCGAAAUUUCAGGCUCAGAAUCCAGCAGUACAGGAGAUGAUGCAGAGAUCUCUGACGUGAACCACAGGGAUGAUAAAACAAUUUUGGAGGCAGAGGACGAUGUCCCUUCUGAUUCAGACCAGGAGCUCACAGAUGGCUCAAAAUCUGCUCUCGUCAAAAAAGAACCUGUUUAUAAAGACGAUUACUACGAUGACGAUUCCAGAUUUGCAGACUACGAAUAUGUGUACACUCCACCUUCCACCAGUGGCUUUCCGACUACAUCGAGAUUCGGAGGGUCGUCUCCGGCAUUUAUCCGAUCCCCUUUCAAGUCCAUGUUUGGAAAAAGCGUGGACCAAGCUGAGAGAGGUUCGUUUGGCUCUUUGUUUCAAAGCCUGCCUCCGCCAGGGGGCGUUGGGAGUGGCAGGGCUGGAAAUAGAAAAGGUUUAUUCGACGAAAGGCUGGGACAGAUCAUAGAACGAAGACCGAGUCUAGACUUGUUUGGGAGAAGGAGAAAGUGAACAGUUAAAGUAUGUGCCGUGUUGACAAGCAUGAGAUACCCCAAAAAGCGCUCCAUGAGGAAGUGAAGCCAAAAUCUUUCUCAAAAUGAAUACUGUGCAGUUUUGGUAAGAAAAUUUAAUGAACUAUACUUUGAGCAAUUUAAAAUAUGCUAAUUAUCAUAUCAUAAUUUUAUUGCUACCGGUUUUGCUGUAGUCGUUCAGCUUAAAACAAAUAUAUACAAAUUUAUCCCAACAGAAAUUGUUUAAAUUACUUGUUAUGGUUCUCUGCAUAUUAUAAAGUUACACUACCUUCUUUACGUCGCUGUAGUUCAAAUGUAGAAGUCAUGUGUGUGUGCGUGUUAUUUCUUUGUUAUUGUUAAUUUAACUAAAGCAUCGGGCAUGGGAGGCAAUUUGUUAGAUGAAGGACGAGACAAUGGCUGGCACACUUUUCGAAUUCGAACUUCGAACAACUGAUUCUUGGCCAAUUUUAUAGCAUGGCGUAAGUCGCUUGGAAGAGAAAAGCUUUGAAAUAUAAAUGGUUUCUAGGUCCUCGGAUAUUUGAACACGGGUAACAUCAUCAUCAGAAAGCUGUAGAUACUCAAAUUAUGAGAAAUUGAUGACGCGUUGCCUGGUUAUACGACAACACUAGAAGAUGCGCUGUUAUGGGAUGUAACUUCAUUAUUGAAACAGGUUUUUCAAUUUUGUUUUCUCUAUCAGAAAUUUUUAAAGGCCUACAACAACAUGUGUACACAGCGGCAAUAAAACUUUCGACUUGGAGAGAAGCCUGCAAGGUGCUUAUUAUUUAACACAUGAAACCAAAAAUUGACACAGACAUAUUUCAAAGUAUGUCAAAAAAGUGUAUCGCCCUUUGUUUUGUUUUUU
Molecule: messenger RNA, 4710 nt
Organism: Aplysia californica (California sea hare)
Lineage: Eukaryota; Metazoa; Mollusca; Gastropoda; Aplysiida; Aplysiidae
Exons: 6
Coding region: 511-3849 (1112 amino acids)
Source: RefSeq, a predicted model, not a curated record